CUCUGUUCAGUGUGACAAAGCCCAUGAACAAUGUCCAGCGCUGGAGGGCUGUUUUCCACAGGCCGGGCUACAGCUGUUUUAUCUUACUCCUGCUGGGGAGCCAGCUGCUGUGGGAAUUCCUGAGAGCGGCAUAUGAUCCCGUCAGCACAACACAGACUCUUUCCAAAACACUCGCCGCCACCCAACGAGGAGCAAUGACGGAGAUACUGGAAAGCAAGCCGUUCGGCUCCCAAUUUACCAACGUGUACCUCAGCAUAUUCGCGCUCUUUUGCUUCAAGCUCUUCGUCAAGAUCAGCCUCAAUAUCCUCACCCACUUCUACGUCGUCAAAGGCAACCGCAAGGAGGCCGCUCGGAUCGCCGCCGAGUUUUACGAUUUUGGUCAAGGACACAGGUCAUGGGCGGACCGCUCCCCGCUCCACGAGGCCGCGUCCCAAGGUCGACUCCUGGCCCUGAGGACUCUGCUGUCACAGGGUUACAGUGCAAACAUCCUCACCAUCGAUCAUGUGACUCCUUUACAUGAAGCCUGCCUUGGAGACCAUGUGGCCUGUGCCAGAGCACUCAUUAACGCCGGAGCAAACGUAAACGCCACCACCAUAGACGGGGUGACCCCGCUGUUCAACGCCUGCUCCGCGGGCAGCGUGACCUGCACAGAGGUGCUCCUGGAGCGCGGUGCCAAACCCCAGUCCGAAAUAUGCCAGCCCUCCCCCAUUCACGAAGCCACCAGCAAAGGCAGAAGCGCGUGCGUGGAGGCUCUCAUCGCGUGGGGGGCUGAUGUGGACUACGACAUUCCUCACCUGGGGACCCCGCUGUACAUCGCCUGCAUGUCCAAGGAGCUGCAGUGCACCCACGUUCUGCUCGAAGGGGGAGCAAACGUACAGAAAGGAAGGUUCCUGGAGACGCCUCUGCACGCCGCCGCGCAGAAGGACUGCCCGGAGGUCAUGAAGGCGCUGCUGGAGUUCGGCGCCAACAUCAACUCGAAGAACCUGGAGCUGAAGCGUCCGGUGGAGACAGCGCCCCCUAGCAGCCUGGCUGAGGGGUUGCUCCUGCUCUAUGAAGCCACGCCCCGCUCACUGUGUCAGCUGUGUCGCCUGAGCAUCAGGGAGUAUGUGGGCCGGUCCAGACUGCACCUCAUUCCACAGCUUCAACUGCCCACCUUGCUAAAGAGGUUCCUGCAAUACAGAUAGAACAGAGCCACCACCACCCUCCCCCCACUCUCUCUCUAUCUCUCUAUCUCACUCUCUCUCUAUCUUUCUCCCCCUCCAGUGAGUCUUUUCCUCCCUCAAGUGCAUUUAAUACCUUCAUAUAUUUUGAGCCUGUUUUUUUUUACCCUGAGCCACACCCAUCACUAAAAUGUAACUCUAUAACUGCACUCUCAUUACAUGCAACAAAGGAAUAAACCUGGCACUAACAUACUUGAAUUGUACAAAAAAAUAUCCUUUAAAAUGUAGGGCAAGGUGUGCAAAUAGUAAUUAGCCUGUAAGUUACUUUGGAGUGUGAUAUGUGUUUUCCUUAACUGUGAAUGGCUUAUUUAAACAAUAGUUGUGCCCCCCACCCCCCAAAACAGCUUUAAACUUGGAACAUCACAAGUGUAAACUCUGUUUGUGCUUUAUUAUUGUGUACAGUAUUAUGCAUAAGAAUGACUCACUUCUCAAUAAGAACCAUUCACUUAAAAGCAUUGUUCAAAGCAAAGGAGAAAGCUCAUUGCCUGUAUGCUGAAUGUGCCUCUCUGGUGUCGAGCCAACAGUCUGUGCAGAUAUACGUGUUGUUACUGUCAGCGUUAAUGUUUGUCUUUGUCUCCUCUGUGUUUCUCUGGGUUCUGUUACUGUUCUGGGGUAACAGUGUGUCAUUGUUUCCUUUUUGUGCUAAAUAGCAUUGAUGUGUUACUUAGCUACAGUAUCAUUAACACUCUGAAAACACACCUAUUUUAUAUAUCUCGUGUCAUAUUAUAUGUUUAAUUCACUUACAAACUUAAUUGUCAGCACAUUUAUAAAAACUGUAUCCAAUAUAAGGUGUGAACACCUGUGUACAUGUAGUAGAACACAGUAAACUUUUAGCCUGCCUUGCCUUCAAGAGCUCAGCAGCGAGACCUGAUGACUAUGUCUGAGGGAUUUGUAAGGGAAUUCAGUGUUUCAUGCUCAAAUUAAUGCACUGUAUUUAUGACAACGAGCCAGCACUCUUAACCAGCUCUCUAUAUCAUUGACCCUGCUACAAUAGCUUGUUCAGGGUGAUCCAUAUGAUCUGUGAAUUAAAUCAGUUUGCAGCGUAACUCCUCUUUACCAACCAACGUCAGUUUCUUUAAGCCUGUGGAAAUCAUCUUGACCUCUAAAAAGACAACAUCCUAAAAUGUAAAUUCAAAUAUAUAUUCACAGAUACGGCACAUAUUAAAAUAAUGUCACUUUAAUAUGUUAUAUUCUGCUUACAGUGCAGAUUGUGAAAAAAAUAUAUACACUGUGAUAUGCUGUACAAUAAAUGCACAAUAUCACACAUUCUCAGUUUCAUUUUUAAUAUGCCUUGUGUUUUUCGUAUAUAAAGGAAUGCAAUACCCUAUAUUGUUCUUGAUACAUUGUCCAUGUUUUGACAUAUGUUUUUCAAGUUGUGUUCUUUUUUGUGAAAUACUUUUUUGCCUACACAUCUGACAAAACUAAAUUUAAGUGUUUAAGUAGCCAAGAUAUUACAUAGAAAGAAGUACUCUAAAUCAUUCAUGUCAAUGUUCAGAAUUGUUACCAUAAUAUUUGUGUUCAAGACCGUCCUUGUGUUAUGUGUCUAUCCCUGAUGCAUACGUAACACUGACAGCUUGUGAACUGCAGGCUUUGUAAUCGUAUCUUGUAAACAUGUUAAGAGCCAAAUUCUAUCAUUUGAAUGUAGAAUGAUAACUCACCAUUCUCAUUGAUGCAUUUUGCCAAACUAUGCCACGUGUACAAAGUGUUUGUAAAUGUAUGUGUAAAAUAUUAAAAAAUAAAAUAAAAAGCUUGAAUUUUAACCUUUU
Messenger RNA from Anguilla anguilla (European eel), 2986 nucleotides. RefSeq names its product ankyrin repeat and SOCS box containing 5b (gene asb5b). The transcript is spliced from 7 exons. Gene Ontology annotation, biological process: positive regulation of protein catabolic process; protein ubiquitination; intracellular signal transduction. The record is from RefSeq and is a predicted model, not a curated record. Gene Ontology annotation, molecular function: protein binding. Lineage: Eukaryota; Metazoa; Chordata; Actinopteri; Anguilliformes; Anguillidae. Bases 24 to 1184 code for a protein of 386 amino acids.